AUGGAUAGAUAUGACUAUAGCACACAGUCACCUCUCCUUGGACAAGGUACUGAUGGAGUAGUUCGUCUAGCUCGCAACAGAGUCACUGGAGCCAUGGUUGCAGUGAAGAAGCUCUCAAGCAAACAUGAUGCAGCCGACAUGAUGUGGGAGUGCGCAACUCUCCGGGCAUGCCAGCACAAGAACAUCAUCCAUCUGCACUCUAAGCUCGUGACCGAGCAAGGCCUUUUCAUGGUGUUUGAGCUCAUGGACGAGGACUUGUUCUCGUACAUAUGGGACGUGAGAGAGAGAGAAGGGAAAAUCCCAGAGGUUGCGGUGAGGUCCAUUAUGAAGCAGAUCCUGGAAGCCCUCGCCUUUGUUCAUUCUAAAGGCCUAAUCCAUAGAGACGUCAAGAGCUCUAACGUUUUAAUCAACCACAACAAGAAUCUUAACAACAGCGUUGUGAUCAAGCUCAUUGAUUUCUCUCGUGUAUGCUUUGCGAGUGCGGGCAGUUGUGAGAACAUGGGAAAUGUAUAUUACAGAGCUCCAGAGCUUCUCUUGGGUGGUGAGAAGUAUAUUUAUGGCCGGGAGAUUGAUAUAUGGGCGGCCGGAUGCAUCUUCCUUGAGUUACUAACGGGAUUCCCUUUUGGCGAUGACGAUGGAAACUUCCCUCCAAACAGUGAACUCGACGUGAUGAACAGUAUCGUGAAAUGGAUUGGACCAGUGGACGAGACGACUUGGAAAGGAGUGAACAAGCUUGAAAAUUAUAACACGUACAAAUCAAGCUUUCCAAGGAAUCCAUCAAACUUGCUACAGUCUAGGCUUGGGGACUCACCUGCGUAUGAUCUGCUUAGGAAGAUGUUGUGUUUGAAUCCCAGGGAGAGGAUCACUGCUAAAGAGGCAUUGGAGUCAGAUUAUUUUAAAACUAGUGUAUGGUCUCGGGUUUCUAAGUUUCUUUACUCUAUCUUUUGUACAACACUCAACCUCUUUGCAUAA
Selaginella moellendorffii is the source of this 972-nucleotide messenger RNA. RefSeq names its product cell division control protein 2 homolog. Gene Ontology annotation, biological process: mitotic DNA damage checkpoint signaling; protein phosphorylation. The coding region runs from base 1 to 972 and encodes 323 amino acids. The record is from RefSeq and is a predicted model, not a curated record. Lineage: Eukaryota; Viridiplantae; Streptophyta; Lycopodiopsida; Selaginellales; Selaginellaceae. The transcript has a single exon. Gene Ontology annotation, cellular component: cytoplasm; nucleus. Gene Ontology annotation, molecular function: protein serine/threonine kinase activity; ATP binding.